Messenger RNA from Heterotrigona itama, 684 nucleotides. The record is from the annotation of a GenBank genome assembly. NCBI's taxonomy places the organism in Eukaryota, Metazoa, Arthropoda, Insecta, Hymenoptera, Apidae.
AUGGCCCGCACCAAGCAGACCGCUCGUAAAUCAACUGGUGGAAAGGCUCCACGAAAACAACUGGCUACUAAAGCUGCUCGUAAGAGUGCCCCAGCUACCGGUGGAGUGAAGAAACCUCAUCGCUACAGGCCGGGAACUGUUGCUCUUCGUGAAAUUCGAAGAUAUCAGAAGAGCACUGAACUCCUCAUCAGAAAAUUACCAUUCCAACGUUUGGUUCGUGAAAUCGCUCAAGAUUUCAAAACGGAUUUGAGGUUCCAGAGCUCUGCUGUCAUGGCCUUGCAAGAAGCUAGUGAGGCUUACCUCGUUGGUCUCUUUGAAGAUACCAACUUGUGCGCAAUCCAUGCUAAGCGCACCGCUCGUAAAUCAACUGGUGGAAAGGCUCCACGAAAACAACUGGCUACUAAAGCUGCUCGUAAGAGUGCCCCAGCUACCGGUGGAGUGAAGAAACCUCAUCGCUACAGGCCGGGAACUGUUGCUCUUCGUGAAAUUCGAAGAUAUCAGAAGAGCACUGAACUCCUCAUCAGAAAAUUACCAUUCCAACGUUUGGUUCGUGAAAUCGCUCAAGAUUUCAAGACUGAUCUGAGGUUCCAAAGCUCCGCUGUCAUGGCCUUGCAAGAAGCUAGUGAAGCUUAUCUUGUUGGUCUUUUUGAAGAUACCAACUUAUGCGCAAUCCAUGCUAAGCGC